AUGAAAUUCCGCGGGUUUAAACCUUUUCUCCGAGUCGCCUCUUCGUUUGGGAGGAAAAAUUUCAGCACGAAGAGAGCAGCGCCAGCAGGGCCCCGCAUCCUCGUUCCUGGCAACUGUCGGGAACUCCCGGAACCGAAAGCCACGAUAAACUGCAGAGUCGCGCUUAUCAUCGGUGGGUCCAACAAUGGCUUUGGCUACUCGGCGGCUGAGCAGCUGCUGUCACGUGGCGCCAGAAAGGUCAUUUUAGCCGACGCGGACGAGGCUGCGGGUGCCUUCGCGGCUGAGAGGCUUUGCAAGGCGUACGGCAAAGACCGAGCCAGAUUUUACUCCUGCGAUCCCAGGAAUUCCUGCCAUGUCGAAGGCAUAUUCAAGUCGUCCAUCUGCCGAGACGAAAACGUCACCAUAUUAUUCAACGAUCUCGACGCCAUUAACCGUCAAACCGAUCCUCCGCUAAAUUACUGCCCCGACGAGAAGAAGCAGAGCAACGUGCACCGUUUGACGCGCUUAGGCUUGGAGCACCUGUUGGCCAAGGAGGGUAGCAUCAAAAGGAGCACCGGCCUGAUUAUCAACUGCGCAUCGAUCCUCGGCUUCUUACGAUGGCCCCGAUCCCCCAAGCCCGUCUACUGCCACUCCGAGCCCAGCAUUGAGACCACCGUCGAGCUUGCGAAGGAGUUUCCAGCCGAACGGACGGGACUGCGGCUGGUGGCCCUGUGCCCCGCUGGCCGGACCUACGACUCGAUCGGCCUCCCCGACGACACCACCGAGGAGUCGACCCACUGCCCGCCAGAUCCGAAAAAGGACCGGGGCAGGAUGGGCAGGGUUCUGGCCCACGUGAUGGCCCACGCGGAGAGCGGGAGCACGUGGCUGAUCGAGGCGCCCUGGACACUCCACGAGGUUCCAAGGCUCGUGCAACUUCUUCCUGCUGGCGGCCCCGACCAACGGGACGAGCUUCGCAAGCAGGAGGCCACGUGUCCCGUCAACUUUGAUACGAGCGGGGUCGAUUCGCCGCCUGGGUCUUCGCCGCCGGUAUCGUGUCCCGGUGUGCCCCUUAAGGGCGCGACUUGUACGUGA
Molecule: messenger RNA, 1071 nt
Organism: Copidosoma floridanum
Lineage: Eukaryota; Metazoa; Arthropoda; Insecta; Hymenoptera; Encyrtidae
Cellular component (GO): cytoplasm
Molecular function (GO): oxidoreductase activity, acting on the CH-OH group of donors, NAD or NADP as acceptor
Source: RefSeq, a predicted model, not a curated record